AUGGUACGGAUUCGACACGAGGAAAAAGAGUUCUAUCUUAGUUGGAAAUUCAUCACUAGUUUCUGCACACUAUUACGAUUACUCUAUCCUCGAUUCGAGACAUUUGAAGCGCCAGCAGCUGUUAGCCGUCAUGCAAUUCAACACGAGGAAGCCAUGAUAGAGCAUCCAUCCAAAGAGGCGAUUUCCGUCGGUUCUGCUGGGUAUGAAUACACUCCGAAACUUCCGACUGCCGCACAUGUAGAGCCAAUAGUUGAGGAACCAGAAAGAGCGAAAGCCACCAUUCCAGAGGAGGAAGAGACGGUCUCAGAGGUACGAACAGUUGUUCGGACUGAACGUCAUGUGCAUGACACCGAAGAUGGUCCAGUGGUGGAGGAACGAACAAUUACCACCACAUAUGAGGACGAUGUAGCGGUAAAUGAGCACAUUGUGGACCGAACCGUUCCGCUCAACGAAGAGGAGCAUAGAAAAUGGGAGGAAUUGAAUCGUUUGGCUGGCCACAAAGCCUAUAUUAACGAAGAACAAGAGGAGCCAUUACCGGAAGGAAUGGCCCAGGAAGUUGACACGGAGAAGUACACGGAACCUGAUGGCACAGUAGUCACCACGACUACAAUCACCAGCCAUUACACUUCGCAGUCGCCCGCCCCUAUUUCUGAGGAGGACGAAGAGGACGAGGACGUCGUGCAAGUGGGAAGCGAGAGGGGUGUGUCAGCUGUUUCUAUGCUGGCGCACAACACGAACACGAAGAGUCACAUCUCCAGUAUGUCCACCUGGAAACCAGUCGUUGCUGGCGUCACCGAACAUGGCGAGACGAUCUGCUCCGGAAUUAUUGUCGCGGAAAAUGGCACUUCUUCACAGCAAAUUCAUCAUAUAUCACCUUUGAAUAAGUACGAAGCGGAGCAUUGGAGUGGCGAGCACGACGAUGUACAUCAUCACAUGGAUGACGAUGUGUUCUCACACAGUGUCCCCCAUCCUAGUGGUGAAGAGGAAACUACGGCACCGCACGAUGAGAGCACGCCCAUCGCUAGUAGUGAGCAGUUUGAACGCAACCGCAGCGCCUCACUAGCCGCUGCUCUGUUGGAGAUCGAUCCCAGAGGUACUCCACAGGUCGGCUUUUUCCAUGUACCCGGUGUAGCACCACUUCUGGAAGCCGAAGAAACUGAAGAAGGAACGGCCAUUCCUGUAACUGUUGAAGCUGCACCUUCUGGAACCACACAAGGUGAAGUCGGCGACGCUGAACGUGUACUUUCUGAUCUUCUACUGUCUCUUCGUGGGCUGAAAAUGGCUGCACCGGAUCGUUAUAGCUCUGCUGUCAGUCGACUAAAAGAGUUGGAAGAAGAAUUGAGGGCAGCUGGAGCAGUCACGCCAGCCGAUCCGCAGGUGGCUGAUGCAGUAGCAAGAGCACUUGCCGCUGCAGGAGCUGAUCGUGAUGUACAGAUUAGAGUGAAUCAAAGCAGACAAACAACUACGACGAAGACAGUAUAUGAGACUGAAACGCCUGGAAUGGUUGGAUUGGAGCCGGAGAAGAUUCGCGAGCUUCAUCAACAGAUGCUAAGCAGCCUAACACGUGGUGCACCGGAAGCAACUCCUGAAUCUGGAACGACACAGAAGAAAGAAACUGCAGAGGAAGGAUUCACAAAUGAGGAUGGAUCCGUUGUCGUGUCAAAGAAGAUGACUCGUGUGGUCACAACAACUAAAACCACUGUUCCUGGUUAG
This is a messenger RNA of Cooperia oncophora, 1713 nucleotides long. NCBI's taxonomy places the organism in Eukaryota, Metazoa, Nematoda, Chromadorea, Rhabditida, Trichostrongylidae. The record is from the annotation of a GenBank genome assembly.